GGGAGUAGUGUUGUCAAGGAUCGGAUUCGGAUCAAAUAGAAUCGACUCGAAAUCAUAAUCAUAAUAAGACUGAAAAAACAAAAAAACAAAAUGGCUGCGAAUAUGAUGAGACCGGCGUUUGCUUACUCUGUUGUGUACGUUAAGGACGUCGCUAAAUCCGUUGAAUUCUACUCCAGAGCCUUUGGUCACAACGUCCGUCGUCUUGAUGAGUCUCACAGGUGGGGGGAGCUAGAGAGUGGGCAAACGACGAUAGCCUUCACACCGCUUCACCAGCAUGAGACCGACGACCUAACCGGGAAGGUUCAGGCUACGCAUUCAGCCCGUGAAAGAGCGCCCAUCGAACUUUGCUUCUGUUACCCCGAUGUUGAUGCCGCUUUCAAGAGAGCAGUGGAGAACGGUGCAGUGGCAGUGAGCGAGCCGGAAGACAAAGAAUGGGGCCAGAAGGUUGGAUACGUGCGAGACAUUGACGGCAUCGUUGUACGCAUUGGAAGCCACGUUAAGUGAAUACAAAACCAAAAGACUCGAUCACGUGAAAGUGAUCAUAAACUAUAGUCUAUAUAUACAUAUGCAUACGAAUAAUACAAGAUACUUUGCUACUUUUUUCUUCUUUGGCUAAUGGGUAUCCUACAUAAAACAAAAGGGAUCAAAUGUAAAUGUUUUACAAAGUGCCCAGCCUAGACACACUCCAAAUCUGUUUUUC
Camelina sativa (false flax) is the source of this 700-nucleotide messenger RNA. RefSeq lists its product as uncharacterized. Lineage: Eukaryota; Viridiplantae; Streptophyta; Magnoliopsida; Brassicales; Brassicaceae. The record is from RefSeq and is a predicted model, not a curated record.